AUACGUAAUGAAGAAACAAAAUAAAAAAUCCAUAGCAAUGCCUAUCAAAUUAUUAAAUCUCCUUCCUUAUAUUUUCUUCUUUGCUUGUGGUAUUAUUUUCACUCUUUAUUUCACAAACUUUAGUGUCAACUUACAAAUCAUCAAUGGCCAAAUUUUAAACUAUUCUUCUUCUAAUUCACAACCAUUAUCACCACCACCACCACCACCACGAUCGAUAAUUCCUCGAUUAGGGUUGGCUGAUUAUAUUAAACCAAUUAAUGUUGAACAUGAUAUGAGUGAUGAAGAGUUGUUAUGGAGAAGUUCAAUGGUGCCAAAAGUUAAAGAAUUUCCAUUUAAAAUAGUACCAAAAGUGGCUUUCAUGUUUUUAACAAGAGGGCCAAUUUUGUUAUCACCACUUUGGGAGCUAUUUUUUAAAGGACAUGAAGGACUUUAUUCAAUUUAUGUACAUUCUGAUCCUUGUUAUAAUAAUAAAUCACAAGUUGAUGAAAGUUGUAUUUUUCAUGGAAGAAGAAUUCCAAGUAAAGAAGUUGAAUGGGGCAAAGUAAAUAUGGUUGAGGCUGAAAAAAGGCUACUAGCAAAUGCUCUUCUUGAUAUUUCUAACCAAAGAUUUGUUCUUCUCUCUGAAGCAUGCAUUCCCUUGUUCAAUUUCUCUACUAUCUACACUCACCUAAUCAACUCUAACAAAAAUUUCGUGGAGACGUAUGACGAACCCGGCCCGGUGGGCCGGGGUCGAUACCAUCCACGAAUGAGCCCGACGAUCAGACUUUCGCAAUGGAUGAAAGGGUCUCAAUGGUUCCAAAUGGAUAGGGAUCUCGCCAUCGAGGUCGUCUCGGACGAAACGUAUUUUCCGAUUUUUCAGAAGUACUGCAAGGGCUCAUGCUACGCCGACGAGCACUAUCUGCCGACAUUCGUGAACAUGAAAUUCAGAAGUAGGAAUUCGGGUCGGACCUUGACGUGGGUUGACUGGUCGAAGGGCGGGGCUCACCCGAAUCGAUUCAAUAGGCAAGAUGUAACUAUGGAGUUCCUGAAGAAGCUGAGGAGUGAAAGUCGUUGCGAGUACAAUGGUGAAAAGACUAGUGUUUGUCACUUGUUUGCAAGGAAAUUUACACCACAUGCUUUGAGUAGACUCCUGAGAUUUGCACCAAAGGUUAUGCAAUUCAACCAUUAAUUAGAAUUUAUUAACACAAUAGAUUUUUUUCUUAUUU
This is a messenger RNA of Solanum dulcamara, 1205 nucleotides long. RefSeq names its product glycosyltransferase BC10-like. The transcript has a single exon. Gene Ontology annotation, molecular function: glycosyltransferase activity. Bases 8 to 1168 code for a protein of 386 amino acids. Gene Ontology annotation, cellular component: membrane. The record is from RefSeq and is a predicted model, not a curated record. Lineage: Eukaryota; Viridiplantae; Streptophyta; Magnoliopsida; Solanales; Solanaceae.